GACUAAAGGUGAUUUAACUGGUCAAUUUACUUGUAAUACCUAUAAUGGAUCAAGUGUCGUGGAUUACGCUAUUGUUGCGCAGGAGUUAUUUCCACUCAUCAACAGUUUUACAGUAGACUACCCGACUGAGUUUUCUCACCAUUCUUGUUUAAAUUUCGUAAUGAGAAUCAAAACACCUAAAUAUCCGAAUGUCAAUAUGGAGGUAUUGAAUAAACCAAUAUCUUUUGUAUGGGAUGAGACUAAGAAACAAGAUCUUUAUGAUGUUAUGAGUUCUGAAGAUACUGUUAACAAAUUAGAGUCAUUAUUCUGUGAACAAAAUGAUGCAGAUAGCAGUUUAGUUGAUAUUGAUGUGAUUGUUAACAAUUUCUCUGAAAUAUUAUGUGAAUCAUCUCUGAAAAUACUAAAACGUAAAAAGCAAAUUAAUAAAAACAAGAACAAAAAACAAAGACAGAAAUGGUACGACGAAAACUGUCAUACGCUCAAAAAGAAUCUAAGAAAUUUGGGAAAAUUACUGACAAAGUAUCCCAAUGAUCCCUUUUUACGCCAUAAUUUCUUCGCAAAAAGAAAAGAAUAUAAAAAGUUAAUAAAGAAAAUGAAGAGAAAGUUUCAUAAUUCAUUGCUGGAGAAAAUUCAAAAUUUAUCUGAUAGAAAUCCUAAUGAAUUUUGGAAGGUAGUUAAUACAAUAAAGACAAACAAAUCUUCGGGAACCUGUAAUGAAAUAUCUCCAACCGAGUGGUUUGAUUAUUUUGAAAAUUUAAAUAGAUUCAAUGACCAUGGUGACAAGAAUAGUCAUGAAGUACAAAUUGUAAAAGACUAUAAUAUUUGGGCAGCGACAAAGAAUGAAACGCUUAACAAACCAAUUUCUUCUGUGGAAAUUUAUAAUUUAUCAAAAAAGUUAAAAAACAAAAAAGCUUCUUCAGUGGAUUCUUUAUCCAAUGAAAUAAUCAAAUUAGCAGUCAAAGCCUUACCAUUAUAUUUUGUCAAAAUUUUUAACACCAUUUUAUCAAAAGGAGUAUUUCCAUCAGCUUGGGCUAAUGGCUACAUUGUUCCAAUAUAUAAAUCGGGUAAUACGUUUGACCCUGGUAAUUAUAGAGGAAUAUGUAUCAGUAGUUGCUUGGGGAAAUUUUUCACUUUAAUAAUGAAUACUCGUUUAAAUGAAUUCCUGGAAGAAAAUAACGUAAUAAAUAAGUGUCAAAUUGGUUUUCGAAAACAUCAUUGA
Molecule: messenger RNA, 1219 nt
Organism: Paramuricea clavata
Lineage: Eukaryota; Metazoa; Cnidaria; Anthozoa; Malacalcyonacea; Plexauridae
Source: the annotation of a GenBank genome assembly